This is a messenger RNA of Aspergillus melleus, 627 nucleotides long. RefSeq lists its product as uncharacterized. The transcript has a single exon. The coding region runs from base 1 to 627 and encodes 208 amino acids. The record is from RefSeq and is a predicted model, not a curated record. Lineage: Eukaryota; Fungi; Ascomycota; Eurotiomycetes; Eurotiales; Aspergillaceae.
AUGUCAACAAUCCAACCACCCCCUCGCAUCAACUCCAUCCGCUCCCCCCUCUCCUCCACACAAAUCCCGACCCUCAACUCCAACCACACGCACCCCCAUCCGCACCGCCACCCACCCUCAACCCUCCUCCACCAACCUUCGGACUCCCCAAAACGCUCAAUUUCAUACACCGCUACGCCAACUGAUACACACCCUGGUACCCCUGUCCCCUCUUCAUCUGCCAUCGCCACCGCCGCCACCCCUGCCCCGGCAGGUAGCAGCAGUAGCAGCAGCAGCAGCAUCACCGGCACUGGGAGCACAGCAACAGGCCACCAGAAGGAAAAACACGACGACCUGACCUGCGACCAUAAAGUGAAAGGAGCGCUCACGGAGCUGCUAAACGACGGAUCCGUGAAGGCAGAUGAGCGGGGACGGCGAUCGGUGCAGCGGCUUUUGAUGGAGACGGAGCGGGAAUUGAGGACGCAGCGGAGGGAGAGCUUGAGUUUGAGUGGGAAGACACAGGGGAAGCGGAAGGGGAGGACGAGAGGGGAGGAGUCGGGGAUGAGGCCGAUGGGAUCUGGUGAUGCAUCUGGGUCUGGGAAUGGGUCUAUUGUCAAGAGAGGUGUUGAUGGGGAUGGAGAAGGUUGA